AUGACAAAAGGCAUCACAAACUUCUUCGUCCGAAAACAGGUUUAUCUCGCCUUCUUUGGCUGGCCGACCUGGAGACCUACUGGCCAGGGUGGUAGCCAUGGCCGCUCUCCAUCUCUCUCUCCUGUUCCAGACUUCAGAGAUUUACCUCAUGGCCCAAGCCUUGAUGCUCAACAGCACACGGUCGGGUCCCGAACGGACUGGCCACCUAGUGCGCUAGAACCUGCAGAAGAUGACGGGGGCCUGUUUGUCCCAGAAGCAGGUCCAAGCCAAACCCAGGCGGAAGGAAUGGGUGAUGGUGGACAGCCAGAGCAGCCUACGAGCAGCUCGACGCCAGCCGAGAAUGAAAGGUGGAAGCGGAAGCUUCUGGAACAUAAAAAGCGACGGGAGGCGUGGUUGGAGCGGCUGGAUAGGGAGCGGCUGGAGAUGGAGAGGCUUGAGAAGGAGAGGCUGGAGAAGGAGAGGCUGGAGAAGGAAAGGCUGGAGAGGGAGAGGCUGGAGAGGGAGAUAGACAUCAACCUUGUCAAAUGGGAGGACGAUACUUGGAAAUACCUAACACCCUGA
Pseudogymnoascus destructans is the source of this 561-nucleotide messenger RNA. RefSeq lists its product as uncharacterized. The record is from RefSeq and is a predicted model, not a curated record. The transcript has a single exon. The coding region runs from base 1 to 561 and encodes 186 amino acids. Lineage: Eukaryota; Fungi; Ascomycota; Leotiomycetes; Thelebolales; Thelebolaceae.